Messenger RNA from Crotalus tigris (Tiger rattlesnake), 1230 nucleotides. Its product is annotated as endonuclease domain-containing 1 protein-like. Gene Ontology annotation, molecular function: hydrolase activity; nucleic acid binding; metal ion binding. Bases 81 to 884 code for a protein of 267 amino acids. The record is from RefSeq and is a predicted model, not a curated record. The transcript is spliced from 3 exons. NCBI's taxonomy places the organism in Eukaryota, Metazoa, Chordata, Lepidosauria, Squamata, Viperidae.
AGACUUCUCCACGCCAUUGUCACCUUCAUCUCCUCCUGCUCCAAGGAUUGCACAGCCAAAGGCUCAGACCUUCACAAGCCAUGUUGUUGCUGUCCCUGCUUUUGAUGGUCUCCUGCUUCCUCCUGCCUGCAAAAGCCGAAGUGGUGCAAGACUUCAAGAAUUGCCUGGACUUCUUUCUGGAUAAGUCGCCACCUGGGGAUGCUCUAACGCCGGGCAACCCUGCUAGGAUUUGCCAGUUUUACAACAACGCCUACCAUUUUGCCACGAUGUACGAUCGAGAGAAGCGCAUCCCCAUAUACUCUGCUUACAAAUGCAAGCCCGGGCAAGGCGGCCGAUACCGCGGUUGGAUGAUUGAGCCUCAGCUUGCGGAUCCCACUUUAGGCAAGAGCAUGGAGGACGAGCGUCAAGCCAACAUUCCUGCUGAUAUGAUAAAAAAGAGCCAGGCCGUUUCUGAAGAUUACACCCAUUCCUUAAGCAUCGAAAAGGGACACUUGAACCCCGUGGGCCAUCAACCCAACGAAGAGAGUCGGGCUGCAACUUCCAGCUUGACUAACAUCGUGCCCCAGUUCAGCAAACUCAACCAAGAUGCCUGGGCGAGCUACGAAAACCGUAUCAGGAAAGAAGCUCAGGCCUGCCUUGACAUGUACGUCAUCGCGGGGGUGGUUCCGGGAAAGGAAUAUCUCUCGGACCACCGGGUCAAUAAGCCUAGCCACAUCUGGUCUGCAGCCUGCUGUGUGAAGGAUAAAAAGAAGAGGGCCUCAUGGGCGGCCAUUGCAAAAAACAGUGAGAACGAGGUGAAAGAAUGGAGCUUGGAUAAACUGCAGAAAAUUCUAGCUGAUCUCUACGGGCGGGAGAAAAUUGAUCUGUUCAAUAGCUCCUGUUAAGAGAUACCCAACUGGACAAGGGCCAGGCACAGGGAGGGCAGGGGCGUCAACAAGGUCAAGAUGGUGGCUGUGACCAUACCAUUUCCCCCCCCACACACACACACACCAAAGUAGUCCAAAUGCAGACCUCUUCAAUAGCCCACGAGUAAAUUUCUGCCCUUAAUUAGCCACUGUCCUGUAGGAGAGCAGCAGGCAGAGCUGGGGGUGGUGCAGUUAAGGAAGUCUAGAAUUGUUACGUUCCCAUAAAAUGAUCCAGGUCCUAACCCCUCUUCAAUUCCCGUUGAACUUAGGGUUGAAUUUUAGUUGACUGGAUUCUUGUGUGUAGGCUUGAGCAAUAAAUAUUCUG